UAUAAAUAGUAGCAACACUUCAAAAUUUUCAUCACACUCGGCAAUAUCAAUUCAUGCAAUAUAUACAAACAGGUACACACCAUUGGGAUUUUAAAUCCCAAAUUGGAGGGACCAUCAUCAAAACGUUUGAAGCACAAAAAGUGACAUUCUUGGGAAUGGAAAGGCAUGAAAUUCCACAUACAACCGACGAUUAGAUUACCCACAAAGACAUCAAAAUCAUCGAUGAUGGGCCUUCGCUACUCCCUAACCAACAUCAAUUUCUCUCAUUACUACUGCCUCCACGAAAGAAAUCCAAAACGAAAAAAAAUGAAAGAGUUUGCAAUUUGCGAAAUGGACGGCGAGGGCGACGUGGCUAUGACUCCAGCUGGCUUAGACUGGAAAUUCUCUCAGGUUUUUGGUGAACGUGCUGCAGGAGAAGAGGUUCAAGAAGUUGAUGUCAUUUCAGCAAUAGAAUUUGAUAAAACUGGUGAUCAUCUUGCAACCGGAGAUCGUGGAGGUCGUGUGGUUUUAUUUGAAAGAACUGACCAAAUAGAUCAUGGUGUUCUUCGAAGAGUUCUAGAAGGAAUGGAUUGUUCCAGCAGCCGUCACCCUGAAUUCCGUUAUAAAACAGAAUUCCAAAGUCAUGAGCCUGAGUUUGAUUAUUUAAAAAGCUUGGAAAUUGAAGAGAAAAUCAACAAGAUUAAAUGGUGUCAAACAGCUAACAGUUCCCUUUUUCUGCUAUCCACUAAUGAUAAAACCAUAAAGUUCUGGAAGGUCCAAGAAAAGAAGAUCAAGAAGAUAUGCAACUUUAAUAUAGACCCUUCAAAUCAUUUGAGCAAUGGUUUUAUUAAUAGUUCAAAUGUACAUACAUCUCUACGAUUACCUAUGGUAACCAGUCAUGACUCCAGCCUUUUAGCUAGAUGUAGAAGAACAUAUGCCCAUGCUCAUGACUAUCAUAUUAAUUCCAUUUCUAAUAACAGUGAUGGUGAAACAUUUAUCUCAGCUGAUGAUUUACGCAUAAACCUUUGGAACUUUGAAAUCAACAGUCAGAGUUUUAAUAUUGUUGACAUGAAGCCUGCAAACAUGGAUGAUUUAACUGAGGUUAUAACUUCAGCAGAGUUUCAUCCUUCACAUUGUAAUAUGUUGGCCUAUAGUAGCUCAAAAGGGUCAAUAAGGCUUCUUGAUUUGAGGCAAUCAGCUUUAUGUGACAAUCAUAGCAAAUUAUUUGAAGAACAUGAACCUCAAGGUUCAAGAUCUUCUUUCACAGACAUUAUUUCCUCAAUUUCUGAUAUCAAGUUUGCAAAGGGGGGUAGGUAUAUACUGAGUCGCGACUACAUGACACUUAAGCUGUGGGAUAUAAAUAUGGGUCCCGGCCCAGUUGCAACUUUCCAAGUGCAUGAACAUUUGAGACCCAAGUUGUGUGAUUUAUAUGAAAACGAUUCGAUAUUUGAUAAGUUUGAGUGUUGUCUGAGUGGUGAUGGACAACGGGUGGCAAGUGGUUCUUACAGCAAUUUGUUUCGUGUUUUUGGUUGUUCUGAGGGGAGCUCAGAAGCAACAACUUUAGAGGCAACCAAGAAUCCCACAAGGAGACAAAUCCAAACCCCUCCAAGAUUCUUAAGAUCCCCUGCAAACUAUUCUCAUGCUGUUGGCAGCAGGCGAGGUUUGGAUAACUCAGGAGUUGACAUAAAUGGAAACAACAGUUAUGAUUUUUCAACAAAGUUGCUCCACCUGGCAUGGCAUCCAAAUGAGAACUUAAUCGCAUGUGCUGCUUCAAACAGCUUGUAUAUGUAUUAUGCAUUAAAGAAGGACAGGACAAUGGCAUACUUGUAAAUUUCUUGAAAUCUGGCAACACCUACCUCCUUUUUCCAUGUUGAUAUCUGUUUGCUUUAAUAUAUGUUAAUGAGGAAGGUGUUCUUGAGUAUUAUUAUUACUGAUGGGUGUAAUUGUUAGAUUAAAACAAUAUAAAGUAUAAACUCCCUUAUAACCAAAAACAUGGUGAUUUCGGAGAUAUUUUAUAUGUAUUUUUGGUUGGGAGCAAUGUAUACAACUUUUGUACAAAG
This is a messenger RNA of Lactuca virosa, 2039 nucleotides long. Lineage: Eukaryota; Viridiplantae; Streptophyta; Magnoliopsida; Asterales; Asteraceae. The record is from the annotation of a GenBank genome assembly.